CUUUCAGUCUUUGGAAGUUUGAUUCCAAUUCGCAUUUCACUUCCAUCUCACAGCAUUCUCACGACCUUUACUUAAGGCUACGACAGCACCAACUCAAAUCGAUCUUUGGUUGAGUUAUAUCAACAAGCUUGUUCAUUUUCAAAGAACGAUACCUAUCGGGAAACUUCCACAACCAUGGUUCGCCUUAAAGAUCGCUAUCUGUUGGUCAACAUUGUCUACACAGAUCUCCCCACUGGACAAAAGGGCCCCGUACCCGAUCUGUUACUUUAUAACCAACCCACCAUCGGGGAACUCAGGCCCCAAACCAUCCUGAAGGGCAUUCGCAGUCAGGUGAAUGCGUUAUUUGGUGAUUGCGGGUCAGGCUCAGUCGAGCGCAGCCUACAAGUCAAGUACCUUUCUACUGCGACCUCAACCUUCAUUCUGCGUAUCUCACGAGCCCAUUACAGGCUUGUUUGGGCCGCCUUGACUUUUAUGGACCGCCUCCCAGUCAAGGACGGCAGACCGUGCGUCUUCCGCGUCGUCAGAGUUAGCGGCACCAUCCGCAAAGUCGAAGAAGAAGCCAUCCGCCGUGCCAAGCUUCUUGUCCUUGCCGCAAAGGACGAGAUGGCUGGCAAGGCAUCAUCAGACGCCCUCAAUGCUCUCUUCCGCGGCGACAAAGAUUCAGUUCGCAAUCUGGCCUUGGUCAAUGAUGACCAUGAUGACGCAGAGAUGGAUGAGGGUGAGGUCUCUGAUGGAUGAAUAGCCAUGC
Neurospora tetraspora is the source of this 748-nucleotide messenger RNA. RefSeq names its product Rpp14/Pop5 family-domain-containing protein. The coding region runs from base 175 to 738 and encodes 187 amino acids. Gene Ontology annotation, biological process: tRNA 5'-leader removal. The transcript has 2 exons. Gene Ontology annotation, molecular function: ribonuclease P RNA binding; ribonuclease P activity. NCBI's taxonomy places the organism in Eukaryota, Fungi, Ascomycota, Sordariomycetes, Sordariales, Sordariaceae. Gene Ontology annotation, cellular component: ribonuclease MRP complex; nucleolus; multimeric ribonuclease P complex. The record is from RefSeq and is a predicted model, not a curated record.